Cyprinodon variegatus (sheepshead minnow) is the source of this 894-nucleotide messenger RNA. Its product is annotated as peptidyl-prolyl cis-trans isomerase FKBP1A-like. The transcript has 5 exons. NCBI's taxonomy places the organism in Eukaryota, Metazoa, Chordata, Actinopteri, Cyprinodontiformes, Cyprinodontidae. Bases 73 to 402 code for a protein of 109 amino acids. Gene Ontology annotation, molecular function: peptidyl-prolyl cis-trans isomerase activity. The record is from RefSeq and is a predicted model, not a curated record.
CCCCAGCCCCCCUCCGCUCAGCCCCUUCCUCCUUCAUCGGUGGUUCACAGAGAGGAUACAGCCAGGCGAAAAAUGGGAGUAGAAAUUGAGACGAUAACUCCGGGAGAUGGACGGACAUUCCCGAAGAAGGGACAGCGCGUCGUCGUUCACUAUGUCGGUACUCUGGAAGAUGGGAAAGUUUUCGACUCAUCGAGGUCCAGGGGGAAACCUUUUAAGUUCAAGAUUGGCAAUCAGGAGGUGAUCCGAGGCUGGGAGGAGGGAGUAGCUCAGAUGAGCGUAGGCCAGCGGGCGAAGCUUAUCUGCUCCUCAGACUUUGCCUAUGGCAGCAAAGGUCACCCAGGGAUCAUCCCACCAAACGCCACUCUCACCUUCGACGUGGAGCUGCUUGGUCUGGAGGCUUGAAACUCGCGCCCUCCACUCGCUUUAUUUCCACUCAAAUUUUUAGGGUUGACUCCUGUCCCGGGAACAUGGAGGAAGAUGAUUCCUGCAUAGGACCUCACCUUUUCAUUCUCCUGCCUGUUCAGACUCAUGCUGAAUAAUCUCACUUGCUUUAAACUUGACUCAUUAUUACUGUUUAUGUUAGUCUUUAAGUUAUAGGUCAGCCCAUCCAACGCCUCUCACUCUGUUACUGGUAUAUAUUUAGAUGUUUUGUUUCUUUUUUUGGAUUAAAUUUGACGUUAUCGGCUCUAUUUGCCAUCAGGACCAUGUUUUAGAUAAUUGUCAUCAUUCCUGUGGUUCUUACUCUGUAUGGACAGCUGGUAAUGAACUGAUGCUAAUAAGAUAAGGAUUAAAGAUUCAUUUGUAAUAUUUGCUAUAUGAAAACGAAAAAUCAGAGGCAAGGGAAAAAAGUUUCAACUGGUUGAAGAAAAAAAAAAAAAAAAGGCAGAUUGUUCU